This is a messenger RNA of Rotaria sordida, 579 nucleotides long. Lineage: Eukaryota; Metazoa; Rotifera; Eurotatoria; Philodinida; Philodinidae. The record is from the annotation of a GenBank genome assembly.
AUGUCUAAAACAUCAAUUAGAACAAUAGAUUUUGUUUAUCUUGGUUAUUCAAUCAAUUUUCGUGUUCAACAACAAUGUGAUGACAUAAAUCUAAUCGAUUCAUUUCAUAGUAAUCUUCCAAUUUUUUAUCGAAUUUAUCUAUCAAUAACUUCUAUUAUUAUUCAAUUUAAACUGAUGACAAUAAAUAAUAAUAUUGAAAAUAAAUCUAUUUCUCUAUCAGAUAUUGGUGGCUUGAAAAGAGAAAAAUCUGAUUUAACUAAUCUUCUUCUUCAAUCUACAACAAAUUAUAUUUCACUACGAAGAAUAUUUCCUCAUGGUGCAAAAAGACGUGGAAAAACACUGCUUAUCAAUGCAAUAGCUCAUGAAAUUUCAGCAACAAUUAUUCGUAUACAUCUAUCAAAUAUUUAUAAACGAAGAUUAACAGCAACUUUAAUUGAAUUAUUGGAUCGACAUUUAGAUGGAAAAAAUAUUUUUUUAAUGGUAACUACAAAGUGGCCUGAUUUAGUUGAUACUGAUUUAAGACGACCAGGUAGAAUUGAUGAAGAAAUUGAAAUUGGAAUGGCCAAUCAGCAAGAUUGA